Molecule: messenger RNA, 2973 nt
Organism: Sparassis crispa
Lineage: Eukaryota; Fungi; Basidiomycota; Agaricomycetes; Polyporales; Sparassidaceae
Exons: 6
Coding region: 1-2973 (990 amino acids)
Molecular function (GO): nucleic acid binding
Source: RefSeq, a predicted model, not a curated record
AUGGCUAGAGGCAACGGCAAUCGCGGUCGCGGUGGCUUCCGUGGUAGUCCGCUGCGCGGGGAUCCAGUUCAAUCUCGAGGAGGCAGGGGACGUGGACGAGGGCGAGGCAGAGGAAGCGGGGGCGGUACGCCUGAUUUCCUAGAUGACUUCGACUUUCCGGUCCAGAAUUGGCCUGCGAAUGCACCGUCCACGAACAGUCCUGGUCGGGGCAACUGGACGCCCCGCUCUCGCGGCCGAGGGCGGCCGUAUUCUCCCCACGGUUCGGGUUUCUCUACUCCACGGCGGGGCAUGGACAGUCCUCUCAGUCGGGGACGAGGGUAUAUGCGUUAUGACGAUAUAGAGGAUUUUGCCAUGUAUGAAGGUCCUGGUGGUCGCGGAAGGGGAGAUGCGUCACCGUAUGACCGAGGCGGCCGCGGGCGGACACGCCCCGGCCGCGGAUUCUCAGCAUCCAGGCAAAGAGCUGGCGUUCCGUUAUCGAAGUUACUGCAGGAGGAUAGACCCCUGCUACGUCCGAUCGUUUUUGUGCGCUCAGUGCACACAGCGACGCUAUUCCAGGAGGAAGAAGAUAUAUUGCAAGGAGUCGUUGAAGCUGCCGGUGAUGACGAACAAAGUCAUGUCCCCACCGCCAGCAAGGUCGCCCAAGUUUUCAGUGGAGCAGACGCUGAAGAGUCUGACAAUGGGGACAAUGGGGACUCUUCUUCAGCGGAUCAACUGGAAGAGAUCGGCUUCGCAGACAUUGGAAAGGUGCAAGCUGAAGUGGAUGCUGCUGCCGCUUCGGUUGCUACUAAGGACCAACGGCCUUCAGCUGCCAUUGAAGUGAACGCUUCAGAAGAGAAAUUCACCGGUUUCUACGUCGACACUGAACCCACUCGGAAAUUUGCAUUGCCUACAAAGACUGUGCUCGUAGAACAUCUGGAAGGAGCGCUCGGAGAUAAUUCGCAAGACGAUGAGGACGUCAUCGUGUAUGCCGCGCCUUAUCCACGGACGGGUCGCGUUACUCCCGCCGUGCGAAUGCCGCCGUCUGUGGUACUACCUGUGCCUGCAACAUCAAUGCUCUCUGGACUCUCUAUUCCUGAGACGGCGCCUGCUGAUGUUCAGGAAGCUGUAACAACCUUGGUGGCUGAGCGAUCAUCUCCAGCACCUGAGGUGCCUGCUGCCAUUCAGGAAAGUCCAAUAUUCCCCACGGUCGAGCUGUCCCGUUUUGCACCUGAGGUUCCUUGCUCUGCUGAAAAUCCGUCUUCUUCGGUUGCCCAGGAGGUGCCCCCGUCUACGGAGGCCAACGAACCGCAGUCGGAGGUUCCCAUUGUAAACACUUCCGAAAUCAAGGCUCAGUCUGGAACACUGUUGUCUCCCGAGCCAUCUUUCGAGUCCUUCUCCUUCUCUUCUUCUUUUGCCCAGACACCGCCGAAGAAGCAGCCGCGCCGUAUGCACCCUGUCGGCGGAGCACGCUCGCUCCUCAUGCGCUCCCGAAUGGUACGGCGGCGGUCUCUGAAGAGAGGGUUUGGUGUGUUCGGUGCGAUGAUGGACGAGCUGCAUCUGCGCGAAGGCAGGGAGCGUGACCCGCGGGAGGCGGAGCAGCGCAGAGGUGACUCGGACGUCAAUUGGGGUGACGAUUCGGAUGAGGUGCAGGACAGGGGAGACGAGGUGGAGGAACUGUCGAAUGGGAUCGGCGCGAUGGAUCUAGACGUGGAUAUUAGCGUGGAGGCGAUGAGGGGUUUCGUGAAGAGUAUGAGCGCCGAGGGAUCGAGACACAUCACGAUGAACGAUAUCGAAGAUGCUGACAAGAUGAAGAUGGAGGAUAGCAAUGAGGGCACAGACGUGGACAGCGAGAGCGAAAGUGGGGAUGAAGAGGUGGAACGGGCGGUACUUAAAGAGGAAGAAAUACUGGUCGCUGAAGCGGACGAUGCCAAGAUCGAGGAGUAUGAUGAUGACGAAGACGACCAAGAGGAGGGUGAGGACGACGAAGAACAGUCUACCGGUGACGAAGCUACCCCACGAAGUAGCUUCCAGGCGAGGUUGCAGAGGAUACGUGAGAACGCUAAGGAGAAACGGAAGGCGGAACCUCAAGGUGAUUCGAGCGACGAGGCUAUGUCUGUUCAGAUGACCUGGGCAGAUAGAGAUGACGAUGUCAUCGCCGAUAUCGAGGAAAUGCUUGCUGAAAAUGCGCAUAUCUUGCACGGACGAGACAGAAAACAACGGAAGGCGCUAUUCCGUGCUGUGCAGAAUGGUGACUUCGACUCAGACGAAUCCGAGGACACGAUGCAGCCUGCCCCCAAGCGGAGAGAUGCUGACAUACCCCCUGAACUUAAGUAUCAGUGGGAAAAAGACCGUGCCAAAAAGGCGGAGAACAAGCGUAAACGCCAACGAGCAAUUCUGGAAGCUGCGGCAGACCCCCUCGCGCAACACAAGGGUGGAAAGAAGGGACGCAAAGCCAUGCUCGCUGCCUCUCGGUUAGAGGCCUCGAUCGAGGUUCCCAACCGUGUGAUCGAUAUGGUCACGCUGGAGCAGCAAAUCCGCCGUUUCCUCGCAGAUAUAGGUGGCCCAAACACAAUGGCGUUACUCCCUGCAGACAAGGCGACUCGCAUGCGUAUACAUGAGCUCGCGCUAGCGUUCAAUCUGAAGAGCCUGAGCAAGGGCAAGGGUAAUGCGCGUUACACCACGCUGAUCAGAACUUCUAGGAGUGGCAUAGGUAUCAAUAAAAAGAAGAUCGCGAGAAUAUUGAGGGCGGAUGGGACUGGUUGGGAUACACCGGGCAGAGGUGGGAAAAAUGCAGCGGCAUCAUUGGCUAAGCAUCGAGAGGGAGAGGAAGUAGGCAAGGCCGCGCCGAAGAUUGGGGAGUCGAAUAUCGGUUUCAAGAUGCUGGCGGCCAUGGGCUGGACAGAAGGCGACCGAAUUGGGCUGUCCGGUGGUUUAGACGCACCCCUUACCGCGAUCAUGAAGAAAACAAAGCUCGGCUUGGGAGCAACAUUGUAA